This is a messenger RNA of Perognathus longimembris pacificus (Pacific pocket mouse), 759 nucleotides long. RefSeq names its product interferon alpha-inducible protein 27, mitochondrial-like. Lineage: Eukaryota; Metazoa; Chordata; Mammalia; Rodentia; Heteromyidae. The record is from RefSeq and is a predicted model, not a curated record. Gene Ontology annotation, biological process: apoptotic signaling pathway. Gene Ontology annotation, cellular component: mitochondrion; membrane. The transcript has 6 exons. Bases 91 to 597 code for a protein of 168 amino acids.
UGCGGCUGAGAAGAGCCUGGUGUGUUCCCUCUCCAUAGUUCAUUUGUCCUGUAAGGACGAUUGAAGGUAACUGCAAUUGGAGAUUUCAACAUGGAAGUCGCAGGCGUGUUAGCCUCUUCGGUAGCAUCUAAGAUCAUGGCAGCAGCCACCGCGGCCAAGGUUGGUGGGGUGGCUUCCGGCACCUUCCUGGCUGGUCUUUCCUCACAGGGACUCUCCCUCUUAUCCCCAGCGGCCUUGGGUCCUGCAGCCUCCGCCCUUGGGCCGUUGAUGGCCGCCCUGGAUGUCAGCGCCCUGCCUGCAGCAGCUACAGUUGCCAUUCCCUUUGGAAUCAAGACUGCUGCAGUGGUGGCAGGAGGAGCUGCAGCUGUGGCAUCUGUGCCCCUGGUACUGGGAGCCGUGGGCUUCACUUCAUCAGGAAUCGCAGCCUCUUCUCUCGCGGCCAAAAUGAUGUCCACAGCUGCCAUCGCCAACGGGGGAGGCGUCGCAGCGGGCGGCCUGGUAGCGACCCUGCAGUCCGUGGGAGCGGCCGGACUCUCUGUGUCAUCCAAAAUCCUGGCAAGCAGUGUGGGGUCUGCCCUGGUGGCCGUAGCCCUCUAAGAGCUCAGCCUCCACACCUCACAGAGAAGAGGAUCAUGGGAACAGAGUUGGUGCCUUCUAUCUGGCCUGACCCAGUCAGGGACCAGUCUUCUGGGGAGGGGGGUGGGGUGAGGGUAUAACACACUGAAUAAGGAAUAAAAACAAGUUGUUGUGCCCUCCUUA